CACUCUGUAUAUAAAUACUACCGGCGACAAUUUUACUCGGAGAUUUCGUUUUUGUGUUCUACGUUUUGUUAAAUCUAACGAAACGUAAACAACCAACAAAGAUGAAGUUCGCCUAUUUAACGAUCGCUGCCUGUUUCAUUGCCAUAUCUUACGCGGAACCUGCAACCAUAAACCAAGCAAGACCAGUUUCUAAUCGACCAGGAAGAUUUCUUUCGCUACCAGUGCCUAAUAAAUGCGCAAACAGACCGAAACAAUUUUUCUUUAGGGGACACAAUUAUUUCUUUACCGGUCAUGUUCCUGCAUUACAAAAUCGAAAAUUUGAUUGGUUAGAUGGAAGAAAUAUUUGUAGAGAAUAUUGUAUGGAUUUGGUAUCGUUGGAAAGCCAAGAAGAGAAUAACAUGAUCUUCAGGUUGAUUCAACAGAAUGAUGUACCGUAUAUUUGGACGUCUGGAAGACUUUGCGACUUCAAAGGUUGCGAAAACCGUGCCGAUUUAGAACCUAAAAAUGUUUAUGGGUGGUUUUGGUCGGCGAAUCGCGAAAAGAUGUCGCCUACAAAUCAAACUCCCGGAGGUUGGCAAUACAACCCGUGGUCUUCAACCGGACACAAAAAACAACGUCAACCUGAUAACGCCGAAUUCGAUAUUAAUGGAACGACGGAAUCUUGUUUGUCCAUUUUGAAUAAUGUUUAUAACGAUGGAAUCGCUUGGCACGAUGUUGCUUGUUACCACGAAAAACCGGUUGUUUGCGAAGAUUCCGAAGAACUUUUAAAUUAUGUUGCUUCCACAAAUCCUGGUAUUCGCUUGUAAAAAGGGAACGAAAACGAAGACGGUUUAUGGUUUAAGUUUUUUGAGGUUCCAUAAUGUAAUAUAAAGAUGUAAUUUAUUUUUUAAGGAAUAGAUUUGAGAUGAGAUUUUUUGUAAGAUAUAGGAAAGGUUAUAUUUUUUUCUGUUUGGACGUAAUAAAAGAAAACAUAAAUAUGAAAAGUGUUCAAUCAAUA
Molecule: messenger RNA, 997 nt
Organism: Onthophagus taurus
Lineage: Eukaryota; Metazoa; Arthropoda; Insecta; Coleoptera; Scarabaeidae
Gene: slf
Product: C-type lectin domain-containing protein slf
Source: RefSeq, a predicted model, not a curated record